AUGUCACCAACUGAAGUAGGAGUGUUCGAGUUAAAGACAAUAGCUCGAGUGGUUUCUUUUUUAUGUGUCGAUUGUAAGUCACUAAUGGCACAAAUACCAAAUAUAAUGAAACAACUGGAGGAACUUACUAAAGAAGUACACCACUUGCGAUUACGUCAAAACAUGCUUGUAACUGAAGGAGCAAUACAAGAAUUGGCUGAGCGCACUAAGAGAGCUAACAAUAUAAUAAUUUACGACGUACCAGAAUCAACCUCGGAUAAACCUUUACAAAGGCAGGGGCAUGAUAAAGAGGAGUGCAGGAAAAUAAUAACGUGUGUGAGCAAAAAAGUUAGCUGUGAUAAUGUGAAACUAUUUCGUCUUGGUAAGUUUCAAGCUGGGGCUCCUCCUCGUCCCAUUAAAGUAGUAAUGAAGUCUAAGAAUGAUGCUAUUGAGAUACUUCGUAACAAAACUAAACUGGAUAAACCGUCAAAUAUUAAAUCAGACCAAACUGCCAUGCAACGCGAGUACUUAAAAUACCUCCGUGAUGAAUUAGAGAAUCGUACUAAUAAUGGAGAACAAGGGUCAGAUAAAAUCUAUAAGGAAUACAGGAAGCUAAAUAACAAACUGACUAAUUUAAGGCGCACGGCAAGGGCAGUUUACGAAAAUCAACUAUUAGAUCUAGGACCAAAGAAAUUUUACUCGUAUAUCAGGCAGCAAAUCACCUCUAAAGUUAGUACACCAAACAUUUUACGGAACAGUAAUGGGCAAUCUGUGACACGUUCUAAAGACGUAGCGGAAGUAUUCGCAGAACAUUUUUCUAAUGUAUUUGAAAGAGAACCACUAGAAGAACUUCCUGCGCUUGACCCAAACCUAAGAGCAACUGAAGUUAUGGAGGACAUCAUGUUCACAGAAUCCAAAGUACAAGCUGCUAUCAAAGAAAUGAAUAUAGACUCUUCACCUGGCCCCGACGAAAUACCCGUACAUGUUUUAAAGAACUGCGGGAUUGAUAGUUACCUAGCAUCAGUAAUGCAAAAAUCAUACGACAAAGGAGUUUUGCCUUAUUUAUGGAAAACGGCUUUAGUGACUCCUGUUUACAAAAAGGGAAACAAAUUAGAUCCUGCAAAUUAUAGACCGAUAAGCUAG
Molecule: messenger RNA, 1122 nt
Organism: Parnassius apollo (apollo)
Lineage: Eukaryota; Metazoa; Arthropoda; Insecta; Lepidoptera; Papilionidae
Source: the annotation of a GenBank genome assembly